AUGGGAAAUCACAGCUUGCUGAAUGAGUUCAUCCUCCUGGGAAUCCCUCAGUCGGAGGGACUGGAGACUGUGCUCUUGGUCAUCUUCUCUUCCAUCUACCUCUUCACCCUGCUUGGGAAUUUACUCAUCUUUACAGCAAUCAUUUCAUCCUCCACUCUUCACACCCCCAUGUAUUUCUUCUUGGGACUUCUGUCUGUUUUUGACAUGUUGUUCCCUUCUGUAACCUGUCCCAAGAUGCUCUUUUAUCUCUCUGGUCUGAGCCGAGCCAUCUCUUACAAGGGCUGUGCUGCACAGCUCUUCUUCUAUCACUUGCUGGGCUCUAUGGAAGGAUGCCUCUAUUCUGUGAUGGCUUAUGAUCGCUAUGUUGCCAUCUGUCACCCACUAAGGUACAUGGUCAUCAUGAAACCUGCAGUCUGUGUCAGCUUGCUCAUGGUAGCCUUGUUGGUGGGGUGUCUCCAGGCCACCACACUGACCUCCUUUACCUUUCAGUUAACCUACUGUGGCCCCAAUCAGGUGGACCACUUCUUCUGUGACAUCCCUGCAGUUUUACCCUUGGCUUGUACUGACAGCUCUCUGGCCCAGAGAGUGGGCUCCAUUAAUGUUGGCCUCCUGGCUUUAACACUCUUAUUCAGUGUUUGUGUCUCCUACACUCACAUUGGGAUUGCCAUUCUGAGAAUUCGUUCAGCAGAGGGCAGGCAGAAGGCUUUCUCCACCUGCAGUGCCCACCUCACUGCCAUCCUCUGUGCCUACGGACCUGUCAUCAUCAUCUACCUGCAGCGCACACCCAACCCUCUGCUUGGGGCCGUGGUGCAGAUACUAAACAACAUUGUCUCCCCCAUGCUGAACUCCUUGAUCUACUCCUUAAGGAACAAAGAAGUGAAAAGGUCCCUGAAAAUAGUGUUCCAAAUUGCAAUAUUUUCUGUUCAAGAAUGA
Marmota monax (woodchuck) is the source of this 933-nucleotide messenger RNA. RefSeq names its product olfactory receptor 10N1-like. Gene Ontology annotation, biological process: G protein-coupled receptor signaling pathway. Gene Ontology annotation, molecular function: G protein-coupled receptor activity; olfactory receptor activity. The transcript has a single exon. The record is from RefSeq and is a predicted model, not a curated record. Lineage: Eukaryota; Metazoa; Chordata; Mammalia; Rodentia; Sciuridae. Gene Ontology annotation, cellular component: membrane. The coding region runs from base 1 to 933 and encodes 310 amino acids.